AUUAACUUUAUUUAUAAUAUUUUAUAAGUUUAAGAAUUGAUUUAAUCUUAUGUUAACCAUAAAAUUUAAGGUUAUAUUUGUACUGUACCUACUUGUGAAAGCUUAUCGUAUUGGGCUUAAAGUAUACGUCUCGCGAUAGCCCACGCAUAACAAUGAAUCACCAUGUUUUAAUAUUGAAUUUUUGUAAACUCAACUACCAUAAAGCAAUCACGACAAUUGAAACUUGACCGAUGGAUUUGACUCACAAAGGCUUCUGUCCCCAAUAUUCGACUGUAACAACUUAUAUUCUAGAUGUGCGGAAUAAUCUUUCACGUGGUUCUUAUUUUGCAUAUUACAGUCCUGAACCCCAUCCAUCCAGAAAACUUUCGACCAAUAGAAAAAUGAUAGAAAAGGACAGAAUGAUCCUUACGAUUUGCUCCCCCUUAGAAGAAGGGGAAAAAGAGAAGGAGGAAAUAAUUAGCGAGAUAAUAAAGCGAACGGAGAAUGGGAGAGAAGGAAAAAUGAGAGAGGACAAUAACAACGCAGGGGAAGUUGAUGAUCCAUGGAAAGAAGUUAGACAGAUCAAGAGGAAAAUAGAGGAUCAGGAAAAAGGAAAGACAAUAUAGUAAUAAGCGGCUUGAAUGUGGAAGGCAGGGGACAAGCAAGUCGGACAGCAGUUCGGGAAGCCAGAAGAGAAGAGAAGAAGCUCCCCAGAAGAGAAGUCACAGAACGCGACGGCCAAAUUCGCCCUGAAAGCGACGAUCGCGGAGGAAUCGACGGCAAAACGCGUCGUCGCGUAGAGCGUGAAAGUAGCGACUCUCCAGCGAGAGUGACGACACUCCGGGAAAGAUACACGGCAAAGGGAUGGGAAAUAGCUACUCUUUGAACAGCAAGCAUGACGAGACAGCGAUUGAGAAUUGUUCGUUCUCCUUCGUUCGCCUUGGUUCGUCUUGCUGUAGUUGGUUGUUUGAGUUGCUGAGGGUCGAAAGAAUUCUGCGAGUCUUCGCAAAGGACUCGCCGAGAAUCGCAAAAUCCUCGCCGAGAAUCGCAAAAUCCUCGCCGAGAAUCGAAAAAUCCUCGAAAUCAAUACUAGAAAAACAUGAAACUCUUCGUAUAUUCAGUCCCAAUGAAAAAACCAACCGGAGCGUGGCGGUCGAUCCGGAACAUUUCCACCUGGAGAAUUUUCUGAGAUUAAUCUUUGACUGGAAUCCCAACUGCUUGGAGCAGGUGAAAAAUCAGACUAGAGGUACCCCGUCCUUCGCGGACGAGGACGAACUCGUCGCGACGCUGCCCGUGUAUCGAACGUACGAAGAAUAUUACAGGAUCGUCGGGCCCCUCCUGAGCCUGGAGCUGUGGCACGGAAUAUCGAGAACCUACCAGGAAGAGAAAAAAAUUCCUUGGCGUUACCGGAUCUCCACUUGCAAGACCGAGAUCUUCCUGGUACAUGAGGAAAAAUUGUACGUGAGCGUUUUGGAGCUGUACAUCGAGGGCAUUUACAAGGAGCUUCCGGUUCACGGGGAUCUCGUGAUCUUCAAUUACACGUCGAAACGGAGACACGAGUGCGGUUUUCCGGUGCAGAAAGCGUUCGCGUACGUCGCGAGAGUCCAGAAAGGGGGAGGACCGUACACCGUGUUGACGAAGCCAUGGGUCGACGCGGAAUUGAAAUGCGGCGACCUCCAGCCUGUCUCGUACAUUCGACCGACCCUACGAUCGGUUCAAGCUCUUCGGUAUCUCCCGAAGUCACCGCUGGGGAUUAUAACUUUGCAUCCUAGGAUCAUGUAUUUCCGGCUGCCCGCCACGAACAACUUGGACGAUUAUCCUCUGGUCACGAAGGAUUGCCUGAACGAGAGGCAGCUGGAGGCUGUCACGAAAAUAACGGCGGCAGUCGUGCAGGAGCUUCCGAGAAUAUGCCUGAUCCACGGACCUCCGGGUACUGGAAAAUCGCGAGUGAUCGUCAAUCUGAUAACGCAGAUAAUCCACAGCAAGCGCCGACUUCCCGGCUACAAGAAGAAGCGAAUACUGAUUUGCGCGCCCUCGAACACGGCCGUCGACGAGGUCGUCCUGAGACUGAUGAGCAUCAACAGAUCGUUGAAGGAACGUGGCGAAUUGCCCUUCAGCCUCGUACGCGUAGGCUGUGUCGACAAGAUGGACCCGUUGGUGAAGGAGAUUUUGCCGAGGGAACUGGCGACAAAGCAUGUCGAACGGAUAAGUCUGAACGAUAAACUGAUGUACGAUCCCGCUUAUGAACGCAAGAAAAAAGCGAGGAUAUUUUUCGAAGAGGAACGGCUGCUGAUUGACGCGGACGUGAUCGCGUGUACUCUCACUUCGUGCUACACGGAUAAGAUGGAAUCGAUGUUUGGCCAAAGCAAGGCGAUUUCGGUCUGCAUCGUCGACGAGGCCACUCAGAGCGUCGAGCCGGAUACUCUGAUCCCGCUGAUGCUCGGCGUGAAGACUUUGAUACUCGUCGGGGAUACCAAUCAGCUGCCCGCCACUGUCCUUUCUCAGAAAGCGAAGAAGUUGGGCCUGGACCAGUCGCUCUUCGCGAGAAUAUCGAAGAUCUUUGAACGCGAGCCGGACAAUCCGAUAAUCAAGCUGGACACGCAAUAUCGCAUGUCCAGUCCGAUUGCGCUUUUCCCCAACAGGCACUUCUACGACGGAGCACUGAAGAACGCCGCGAAGGAGUGCGGACUUCCGUUACACUUCUAUCGCGUCUUCAAUCUCAACGCCACUCAAAGCGCCGACAAAUUCUCAAACUGUAAUGAGGCGGACUUCGUCGCUAAUCUGAUGUACGCGCUGAUAGCUCGGGCGCACUACGGUAACGCGAUUUUGCCGGUCAGCGUCGGCGUUAUCACGCCGUACAACAACCAGAAAACGCUGCUCAGAAAAAAAAUCAGCAAACGUAUCUCGUGUCUGAAGUACCAGAGUAGUAUAGAUUACAAGGUGGACACGAUCGACAGUUUUCAAGGCCAGGAGCGAGACGUCAUGAUAAUGUCGUGCGUCAGGAGCCAGGGAAUUGGAUUUCUGGCCGAUCGUCAGAGACUCUGCGUGGCUCUGACCAGGGCCAAACACAGUUUGAUACUCUGCGGCAACUUUAAGACGUUCGAGAGGGAUCCCACGUGGAAGGCACUUCUGAAAGAUGCUAAAGAACGCAAGGUUUACAUAGACCUUCAGGCGUCCGCCAAUCCGGAUGUCAUAAUGACAUUCAUCGCUCGCUGAGAUACGAAGCGAGAAGACGACAAGUGGCAGUGGCAGAAAAACUAUCACACGCACAAACACUUAACGACCGGAUAUUUUUACAUCGUGCAAUGUAAACGUUGUCUACUGUUAAUUGCGUUGCUGGUCGCGGGUUCGGGAGGAUGAACGUACCAAGUUUCAACGUCCUCCGGAUAAACGACUGUUACGCGUUAAUCAAUCCCUUCGUAGCCUUAAGUUUCGUUACACUGUGCAAUAUUUAUCAUUUAUUUGUCUAUUUUUUGUCUUUCACUUCAAUCUUCCCGCAGUCGCUAAAAAAUAAUAUUUAAUUAA
Messenger RNA from Cephus cinctus (wheat stem sawfly), 3504 nucleotides. Its product is annotated as helicase sen1. The coding region runs from base 844 to 3195 and encodes 783 amino acids. The record is from RefSeq and is a predicted model, not a curated record. Gene Ontology annotation, cellular component: nuclear body. NCBI's taxonomy places the organism in Eukaryota, Metazoa, Arthropoda, Insecta, Hymenoptera, Cephidae. The transcript has 9 exons. Gene Ontology annotation, biological process: termination of RNA polymerase II transcription. Gene Ontology annotation, molecular function: helicase activity; transcription termination site sequence-specific DNA binding.